AUGAUCUCUACAUCCUUACUGCUGCUGCUGGCAGCCGUACACUGUGUUCACAGUGUUGAGCUGACCCAGCCUGCAUCCUCAGUAGUAACCCCUGGUCAGUCACUGACUCUGACCUGUAAAUUGUCUGGAUAUUCAGUAACUGCUAGCUACUGCACACACUGGAUACGACAACCUGCAGGAAAAACUCUGGAGUGGAUCGGAGAGAUAUGUGGUGAUGGUAACACUUACUACAGUGAAAAACUGAAAAGCAGGUUUCAGGUUUCCAGAGACACGUCCAGCAGCACAGUAACAUUAACAGGACAGAACAUGCAGACUGAAGACACAGCUGUGUAUUACUGCGCUCGGGAACCCACAGUGAGACAGAUCAACAACAUCCCUGUACAAAAACCCCCAGUACAGAAACCUCAGUGCAGUGUUCACAGUGUUGAGCUGACCCAGCCUGCAUCCUCAGUAGUAACCCCUGGUCAGUCACUGACUCUGACCUGUAAAGUCUCUGGAUAUUCAUUAACUGAUGGCAGCUACCGUACAGCCUGGAUACGACAAACUGCAGGAAAAACUCUGGAGUGGAUUGGAGAGAUACUUUAUAAUGGUAACACUUUCUACAGUGAGAAACUGAAAAGCAGGUUUCAGGUUUCCAGAGACACGUCCAGCAGCACAGUAACAUUAACAGGACAGAACAUGCAGACUGAAGACACAGCUGUGUAUUAUUGUGCUCGAAAGUACCACAUGGAUAAAGCCCUGACACAUGAACAGUGUCAGUUCAAGCCAUGA
This is a messenger RNA of Clarias gariepinus (North African catfish), 771 nucleotides long. Its product is annotated as immunoglobulin alpha-2 heavy chain-like. Gene Ontology annotation, cellular component: immunoglobulin complex, circulating; blood microparticle; external side of plasma membrane. Lineage: Eukaryota; Metazoa; Chordata; Actinopteri; Siluriformes; Clariidae. The record is from RefSeq and is a predicted model, not a curated record. Gene Ontology annotation, biological process: phagocytosis, recognition; positive regulation of B cell activation; phagocytosis, engulfment. Gene Ontology annotation, molecular function: immunoglobulin receptor binding; antigen binding. Bases 1 to 771 code for a protein of 256 amino acids. The transcript has 4 exons.